AUGCAGUCGAGGGUCAAGCGAGUCGCACAGAUGAACGUUACUUGUUGUUUAGAUUUAGCUGUGCAUGAUUUAAUUGAUCAAUGUGCUACAAUUAGUAAUUGUAUAUCAUUUGUGAAAGAAAUAAUUGAUUUUGUUCGUCGAUCACCAAAACGUCUUGCUAUUUUAAAAGAAAUAUCCAAUCAAUUAUCAAUGUCUUACUCGAAUCUCAUACCAUUAUGUCCAAUGCGAUGGACUACGUGUGCUGAAUCAUAUGAUUCAUUAUUAAAAAAUUAA
Molecule: messenger RNA, 273 nt
Organism: Rotaria sp. Silwood2
Lineage: Eukaryota; Metazoa; Rotifera; Eurotatoria; Philodinida; Philodinidae
Source: the annotation of a GenBank genome assembly